AUGUUCCGUGUGCUGUGUGUAACAGCUAUGCUUUGCUGCAUUCUCCAAGGAGAAGCAUUCAUCCUUCAUCACUCCGAGAAGAAACUUGCUUCUCUGCCCCCCGCCACUGUCUCUGAUAUACCUGUGAUCAAGAUGAACAGAUGCCAAGGGGAGCUGCUGAAGGAUAUCAGACAGAUGCUCCUGAAGGCACUGAACCUGGAAAAGGAGCCUCAGGUGUCUGGUGUUGAACUGAGCAGGAUAAGAGAGCAGUGGAAGGCUGCAUUUAAAGCCACCAACAACAGCACAACAGAGAUCCAAGAAGUCACUGGGGUUAGCACAACCUCCACACCAGAGAACCCUGGAAACAAUGAGUGGACCAACAAGACAGACAUGCACUGCUGUCAACUGGUUUCUAAAAUCUUCAUCAAAGAUCUGGGCUGGCAGAACUGGAUUAUAUAUCCAGAGAGUUUUAUCUACACCCACUGUGCACCCUGCUCUUCCCGAAUGGACUCAAUCUCCCAAAUUUGCAGAGCUCAUAGCUCUCCUUCCAAGAUGGAGUGCUGCCGAUCUGUGUCACAAGAGCUGGUUCCAUUCUUGUAUGUGGACAGGUUUGAAACACUGGUCAUCUCCUCCGUGUAUCUGCCCAAACAGUGUGGCUGCAAACCGGGCACUAACCCCCACCAUGUGUGA
Megalops cyprinoides (Indo-Pacific tarpon) is the source of this 669-nucleotide messenger RNA. RefSeq lists its product as uncharacterized. Gene Ontology annotation, molecular function: cytokine activity; growth factor activity. Gene Ontology annotation, biological process: BMP signaling pathway; SMAD protein signal transduction. Bases 1 to 669 code for a protein of 222 amino acids. NCBI's taxonomy places the organism in Eukaryota, Metazoa, Chordata, Actinopteri, Elopiformes, Megalopidae. The record is from RefSeq and is a predicted model, not a curated record. Gene Ontology annotation, cellular component: extracellular region. The transcript is spliced from 5 exons.